Molecule: messenger RNA, 1392 nt
Organism: Lodderomyces parapsilosis
Lineage: Eukaryota; Fungi; Ascomycota; Pichiomycetes; Serinales; Debaryomycetaceae
Gene: SER33
Product: phosphoglycerate dehydrogenase
Exons: 1
Coding region: 1-1392 (463 amino acids)
Molecular function (GO): oxidoreductase activity, acting on the CH-OH group of donors, NAD or NADP as acceptor; NAD binding
Source: RefSeq, a predicted model, not a curated record
AUGACCAAUCCUCAAGAUAUCGCCAAUGCAUUCAAGAGUGCAGUUAACAUUUCCGGCUCCCCCAAUGCAGUUUCGACUUCACCAACCCAAUCGUACUUGAGCCAAUAUGUUCCGUCGAAACCAACUAAAGUAUUGAAGCCAUUCUCUACUGGUGAUAUCAAGAUACUAUUGUUGGAAAAUGUCAACCAAACUGCAAUCAACAUCUUUAAAGGACAAGGUUAUCAAGUGGAAUUUUAUAAAUCCUCGUUACCAGAAGAAGAAUUGUUGGAAAAGAUUAAAGACGUGCAUGCCAUCGGUAUCAGAUCAAAGACUAAAUUGACUGAAAAAGUUUUGAAACAUGCCAAAAACUUGGUUGUUAUUGGAUGCUUCUGUAUUGGUACAAACCAAGUUGACUUGGAUUUUGCUGCCAAGUCAGGUGUUGCAGUUUUCAAUUCACCAUUUUCUAACUCAAGAUCAGUCGCUGAAUUGGUUAUUGCUGAGAUUAUUACCUUAGCUAGACAAUUGGGAGACAGAUCAAUUGAAAUGCACACCGGAACUUGGAACAAAGUUAGUGCCAAAUGUUGGGAAAUCCGAGGAAAGACUUUGGGUAUCGUGGGUUACGGACACAUUGGAUCUCAAUUGUCAGUUUUGGCCGAAGCUAUGGGUAUGAAUGUCAUCUACUACGAUGUCAUGACAAUCAUGUCAUUGGGUAACUCAAAGCAAGUGGGAACUUUAGAUGAGUUGUUACAAAAGGCUGACUUUGUCACAUUACACGUCCCUGCAACUCCAGACACCAAAAAUUUAUUGAGCGCACCACAAUUUGCCGCAAUGAAAGACGGUGCAUAUGUUAUAAAUGCUUCCAGAGGAACGGUUGUUGAUAUUCCAGCAUUGGUCCAAGCUAUGAAGGCCGGAAAGAUUGCUGGUGCAGCAUUGGAUGUGUACCCACAUGAACCAGCCAAGAAUGGUGAAGGAUUGUUUAGUGAUGAUUUAAAUGGUUUUGCUAGUGAAUUGACAUCAUUGAGAAACGUCAUUUUGACUCCACACAUUGGUGGUUCAACUGAAGAAGCUCAAUCAGCUAUUGGUGUGGAAGUUGCCAACGCAUUGACCAAAUACAUCAAUGAAGGUACAUCUCAAAGUGCUGUCAAUUUCCCAGAGGUUUCUUUAAGACCAUUGGAUUUGGACCAACAAAAUGUUGUCAGAGUAUUGUACAUCCAUCACAAUGUUCCAGGUGUUUUGAAGACGGUCAACAAUAUCUUGUCCAAUCACAAUAUCGAGAAGCAAUUCAGUGAUUCACAAGGUGAUAUUGCUUAUUUGAUGGCGGAUAUCUCAGAUGUGGAUAUCAGCGAUAUCAAGGCAUUGUAUGAGCAGCUAGAACAGACUCCAUAUAAGAUUGCCACCCGUUUAUUGUAUUAA